AUGCGGCUGUCCGCGCGCGUGGCGACCCUCCGCCUCCUGCUCCUCCUCCUCGGCUGCGUCCUGCUCCUCUGCCCGCUGAGCGCGGGCUGCGGCCCGGGACGGGGACACGGCAAGAGGCGGCCUCCCAGGAAGCUCACGCCGCUCGCCUACAAGCAGUUCAGCCCCAACGUGGCCGAGAAGACCCUGGGCGCGAGCGGCAGGUACGAGGGCAAGAUCACCCGCAACUCGGAGAGGUUCAAGGAGCUCACGCCCAACUACAACCCGGACAUCAUCUUCAAGGAUGAGGAGAACACAGGUGCGGACCGCCUCAUGACUCAGCGCUGCAAGGACAAGCUGAACUCGCUGGCCAUCUCGGUCAUGAACCUGUGGCCAGGAGUGAAGCUGCGCGUCACCGAGGGCUGGGAUGAAGACGGUCACCACUCCGAGGAGUCUCUGCACUAUGAGGGCCGUGCGGUCGACAUCACCACCUCCGACCGGGACCGCAACAAGUACGCCAUGCUGGCCCGGCUGGCCGUGGAGGCGGGAUUCGACUGGGUGUACUACGAGUCCAAGGCCCAUGUGCACUGCAGCGUCAAGUCAGAGCAUUCCGUUGCAGCCAAGACGGGGGGCUGCUUCCCAGGUGGGGCGUGGGUCAUCACGGAGGGCGGGGGCACCAAGGCCAUUCGAGACCUCCGCCCUGGGGAGCGAGUGCUCGCCUCCUCUGAGAGCGGCGGCAGCGGAGAGCUGGUCUUCAGCGAGGUCCUCACCUUCCUGGACCGGGACCCCGCAGUCAGGAAGCAUUUCUACACCAUCGGAACUGACGAAGGGGUCAGCCUGUCCCUCACCGCAGCCCACCUGCUCUUUGUCUCCGAGGGGAACUGCUCCGGGGGGCCGACGGCUGGGGGGCUGCGUGCGGUGUUUGCCAGUGACGUGCGCCCGGGACAGUGCAUGGUGACCGCGGGGAGCGAGGCAGGAUCCAGGGGGAGCCUGUCACGCGUCGCAUGGGUGCAUCUCACGGAGGACAGGGGCGUGUUCGCACCCCUCACCCGCCACGGCACGGUGGUGGUCAACGGAGUCCUGGCCUCCUGCUACGCAGCCUUGGAUCAUCACCAGCUGGCCCACUGGGCCUUUGGCCCGCUGCGCACCCUGCACCACUGGACCGGGCCCGGUGUCAACCAGGGACAGGGAAUACACUGGUACUCGCGGGUCCUGUACUGGAUUGGAACCCUGCUGCUGGACUCCGAACGGUUCCACCCUUGGGGUGUGGCCGACCCGGAGAGAUGA
Messenger RNA from Scleropages formosus (Asian bonytongue), 1263 nucleotides. RefSeq names its product indian hedgehog B protein-like. NCBI's taxonomy places the organism in Eukaryota, Metazoa, Chordata, Actinopteri, Osteoglossiformes, Osteoglossidae. The record is from RefSeq and is a predicted model, not a curated record. Gene Ontology annotation, biological process: multicellular organism development; intein-mediated protein splicing; regulation of gene expression. The coding region runs from base 1 to 1263 and encodes 420 amino acids. Gene Ontology annotation, molecular function: patched binding; calcium ion binding. The transcript is spliced from 3 exons.